AAUAAACUCUCUGGUCAAUUUCCUCCUCAACUAUUUCAAGUUGCACGCUACGCCUCCUCCAACAGGUCUGGCUCGGCCUUCUGCAGGCUGCUGUCGCUGCAGAAACUGGACCUGUCCAAUAACAAGCUCACCGGGGAGCUGCCGAACUGCUGGUGGCAGAUGCAGGCCUUGCAGUUCAUGGACCUGUCCAACAACUACUCAGGUGAGAUCCCCAAAGCCCCGGCCGGCCACAACUGCUCCCUUGAGUCGCUCCAUCUUGCCAGCAACAGCUUUGUCGGAGGCUUUCCAUCAGUCGUUGGGGGGUGCCAGAAGCUUGUCACUCUGGAUAUUGGUAGCAACAGUUUCUUUGGUGGUAUUCCUCUGUGGAUUGGGAGCGGUGUUCGGACCCUGAAAAUUCUUAGCCUUAGGUCAAACAAUUUCACUGGUGAAAUUCCAUCGGAGUUAUCGCAGCUUUCGCAACUUCAGUUGUUAGACUUGUCCAACAAUAGCUUGACCGGAGUAAUACCAAGGGAGUUUGGCAACUUAACUUCCAUGAAGGAUUUGAAAAUCAAAUUCAAUCCAGGAUCGCUACAUGGGUCCAAUUAUCAGGAUAGAAUUGAUCUUAUCUGGAAGGGACAUGAGCUGAUUUUCGUCAAAGUACUUGAGCUGGUGACAGGCAUCGAUUUGUCAAGCAAUUCACUAUCUCGAUGCAUCCCUGAAGAGCUAACCGAUCUCAAAGGUCUUCGAUUUCUCAACUUGUCAAGGAAUCAUCUUUCAUGCAGCAUUCCUGAGAACAUUGGUAGUUUCAGAUAUCUCGAGUCCCUUGACCUCUCCUUGAAUGAACUUUCAGGAGCCAUUCCUCAAAGCAUGAGCAAUUUGCAAUCCCUCAAUACGUUGAAUCUCUCGAACAACCAUUUUUCAGGCAAGAUACCCACUGGGAAUCAACUUCAGACCCUGAAUGAUGCAUCGAUUUACAGCAACAAUUCUGGACUCUGUGGACCUCCUUUGGACAUUCCUUGCACAGAUCCCUCUCUUGCAUUUGAUCAGAAAAAUGGUGAAGAAUGCCAGGACCAAUGGCUGUCCUAUUGUGUGAUCGCUGGAAUUGUUUUUGGAUUUUGGAUAUGGUAUGGGAUAUUCUUUUUCAUUCCAAAGUUGAGGUAUUGUGUUUUCUUAUAUGUUGAUCGCUUGGAGUACAGGGUUAUGCAAAAGCUACAACCUAUCAAUCGAUUUCUUUCAAAAGAAAAUAGUGGUGAAUUUCUGUAGCUACGUGUGUCUACAAGUGAUACAGGCUGAAGAAUGAAAGUAUCUACAAGUGUGCUUCUAUUUGUGGUACAGGAUUGAAGAAUGAAAGUAUCUACAAGCUUUGCAAGCCAUUCUCUUCUCUGAUGUAUGGCAGAAGAUGCUGCCUUUGUAUACUAGAGAAGCCUAAAAGGAUUCUAGGCAAUUCCUAUGGAGCAAUUGCAAUAAAACGCUAUGCUCCUUUCUGAUAUGUUUAUAGCAGAAAAGAACUGGUCCUUUUCAUUUUUAAUGUACUGUUCAUUUCGUAGAUA
Messenger RNA from Panicum virgatum (switchgrass), 1529 nucleotides. RefSeq names its product receptor-like protein EIX2. The transcript has 2 exons. The annotation marks the transcript as partial. Lineage: Eukaryota; Viridiplantae; Streptophyta; Magnoliopsida; Poales; Poaceae. Gene Ontology annotation, molecular function: protein binding. The record is from RefSeq and is a predicted model, not a curated record.